Molecule: messenger RNA, 833 nt
Organism: Nelumbo nucifera (sacred lotus)
Lineage: Eukaryota; Viridiplantae; Streptophyta; Magnoliopsida; Proteales; Nelumbonaceae
Source: RefSeq, a predicted model, not a curated record
CCAUAAAGGUUGCUUUAGCUCUCUACCCAGGAAAGCUCAAGCUUUAGAUCUUCUGAAUUCUGAGUCUCCACAUAUACUUUCACCAACUGGGUUUCUCUUUUCCUUUUCCUUCAGAAGAGAUUGAAUCCAUUUUCCAUGGAUGAUGAAGAGACUAGACAGGCUUCAAGGAGGGUCCUAUCCAUCCAGCUCGACCAAGAAGACUCAGAUUUGGCUCUUGCUAUGUCACUGCAAGAACAGGAUAGGGGAUUUUUGAUGUUUACACUGAGUGAAACCGAUGAAGAGGAGGAUUACAAUGAUGGAGGGGAUGAAGGAGUUGAAGAUGGUGGGGACAACAUGGAUUUAUUGGAAGAUGGUGAUGCCAAUGAUGAAAUGGAGUUCCAGGAUGAAGAAGAUGAGGAUAUGGAGGAAGACGAUCUCGAUCCAGACGACUUGUCUUAUGAGGAGCUGAUUGCUCUGGGGGAGAUUGUUGGAAAAGUGAAUAAAGGACUACCAGCAGAUGCAGUCACCGCACUUUUGCAUCCCUAUGAAUUCAAGUGCCAGAGUGAGUGCAAAAAUGGUUUGGACCGAAAUGGCAGGUGCGUGAUCUGUCAGGUUGAGUAUGAAGAAGGAGAAUCACUAGUAGCCCUUCCUUGUGAACACCCCUACCAUUCAGAUUGUAUAAGCAAAUGGCUUCAAAUUAAAAGGGUUUGCCCAAUAUGCAGCACUGAAGUUUCCCCAUCUGAACAUUCCUCUUCAGCCCUUGAAAAGAACACCUAAAGAUAUAUAUAUAUAUAUAUAUAUAUAUGUUUUUUUUUUUUCAGUUAAUAUUCUCAAUAAAAUCUGAAAGUUGUAUA